Molecule: messenger RNA, 5698 nt
Organism: Dromiciops gliroides (monito del monte)
Lineage: Eukaryota; Metazoa; Chordata; Mammalia; Microbiotheria; Microbiotheriidae
Gene: SYNRG
Product: synergin gamma
Exons: 23
Coding region: 72-4337 (1421 amino acids)
Cellular component (GO): clathrin coat of trans-Golgi network vesicle
Molecular function (GO): protein binding
Source: RefSeq, a predicted model, not a curated record
CGGAAGUGGCUGCUCUCAGCUGACAGAGCCUCCUAAGGUGGUAGCGGCAGCGGCGGCAGAUUCCGGGGAAGAUGGCGCUGCGGCCGGGAACGGGAGCCGGCGGCGGCGGCGCUGGCGCUGGCGGAGGAGCAGCCGGGGCCAGCGGCGGCGCUGCCGGGGGAGGCAGCUUCUUAUUUCCUGUUGCGGGUGGAAUAGGACCCCCUCAAGGUCUGAUGCCAAUUCAGCAACAAGGAUUUCCAAUGGUUUCUGUUAUGCAGCCUAAUAUGCAGGGCAUGAUGGGAAUGAAUUACAGUUCUCAAAUGUCUCCAGGACCUAUUGCCAUGCAGGGAGGGCUAACAAUGGGCCCAAUGACAGCAGCAGGAAUGCCUUACAUGGGACAAGCUCCCUUUUUAGGGAUGCGUCCCCCAGGUCCACAAUAUACUCCUGACAUGCAGAAGCAGUUUGCAGAAGAGCAACAAAAACGAUUUGAACAGCAGCAAAAACUCUUAGAAGAAGAAAGAAAACGACGCCAGUUUGAAGAGCAGAAACAAAAACUCAGACUUCUAAGCAGUGUGAAACCCAAGACAGGAGAGAAGAGCAGAGAUGAUGCUUUGGAAGCCAUAAAAGGAAACUUAGAUGGAUUUUCCAGAGAUGCUAAGAUGCACCCCACUCCAGCAUCGCACCCCAAGAAACCAGAUUGUCCCACACCAUCCCAUUCUACUGUAACUGUCUCCCAAUCCUCUGCCUUUCUUGAUGAAGAAGAAUUCAGUGACUUUAUGCAAGGGCCUGUUGAAAUUCCCAUAUUUGGCUCUUCAUCCUCUUCCCAGCCUUUUCAGUCUUUCCAUUCCACCACCCCAGUUGGCCAGUUACUUUCAGAGAAGGCUGUGGCCCAGCCUCUCCCUCCAGCACAGAUUCCAGUGUCUUCUGCCUUACAUGGUGCCCCAGGCCAGGUUCCUUAUUUUUCUACUGCUUCAGCCUCACACAGUACACAGAAAACAGGCCCUUCCCUGGAGGAGAAGUUCCUAAUAUCUUGUGAUUUAAGUACGUCUGGGCAGGUGCAAAUUAAAUUAAAUACUUCUGAAGCUGGGCACAAAACCUCAGGCUCAGCUGCCAGUAAGAGCCAUCCCAAUUUAACAGCCAAUAACGGGGGUGCUGUAGGUGGACGUGUAAAUGGUGCCAUCAUUGCAGAGGCAGAAAAGACUUCAGACCAAAACCUGUCAGUUGAAGAGAGUGGUGUGGGUGUAUUCCCUUCACAAGAUCCAAUCCAGCCUAUGAUACCUUCUUGGAUUUACAAUGAGAGCUUAGUCCCAGAUGCAUAUAAGAAGAUUUUAGAAAGCACUAUGACUCCAACUGGAAUAGAUACCGCUAAACUUUAUCCCAUCCUGAUGUCAUCUGGGCUUCCCAGGGAAACCCUUGGGCAAAUUUGGGCCUUAGCCAAUCGUACCACCCCUGGAAAACUUACUAAAGAAGAACUGUAUACUGUUCUAGCUAUGAUAGCUCUGACUCAGAGGGGGGUGCCUGCAAUCAGUCCUGAUACAUUAAACCAGUUCCCAACUGCUCCUGUCCCAAAUCUGAGUGGCUUUCCUAUGACUCUCCCUACCCCAGUGAGUCAACAGACUAUGAUGCCUUCUGUUCCUACGGUCUCUAUGCCUCUUAACAUUGGCCAGCCAGUCAUGGGUAUUAACCUAGUUGCACCAGUGGGUGGAGCUCCAGCCCAGAGUUCCAGUAGCUUUGUGCCAACUUACCCAGCAAAUCAGGUAGUAAAACCGGAAGAAGAUGAUUUCCAAGAUUUUCAAGAUGCUUCAAAGUCAGGAUCACUUGAUGACUCAUUUACUGAUUUCCAAGAGAUGCCUGCUUCUUCAAAAACAACAAAUUCCCAACAUGGGAGCAGUGCUCCUUCUUUGAUACCGCUUCCAGGAUCAAAAGCACCACCUUCAUCAGAUAAAUAUUCUGUAUUUAAAGGAAUUGCUGUAGAUAAAACAUCUGAAAAUGCAGCUCCAUUUGGAGAACAUGGAGACAAAUACAGUGCUUUCAGAGAAUUAGAACAGCCCGCGGAAAAUAAGUCUCUGGGAGAUAGCCUUGCAGAAUUCAGAGCCACAGGAACAGAUGAUGGUUUCACAGAUUUUAAAACAGCCGACAGCCUAUCACCACUAGAACCACCAACAAAAGACAAAAUGUUUCCAAUACCCUUCCCCUCUUUAACUGUACAACAGAAACAACAAACACAAGCAAAAAAUCAUCUGAACUUAGCAGACCUAGAUAUGUUUUCCUCUGUUGGUGCCCCUGGUGAAAAACCACUUUCUUUUCCAGAUGCAUUUAACUCAUCAAAAUCAUUGUCCAUUCGGUCACUACCAACAACUGCUGCCACGACCACUACGACAUCAGCACCAACUAAAAAUUCUAGCUUAGCUGAUGACUUUGGAGAAUUCAGCCUUUUUGGGGGAUAUUCUGGUUCAGCCUCUGUUGGGGGACAGGAUGACUUUGCAGAUUUUAUGGCUUUCAAUAAUAGCGCUGGCUUAUCCGAGCAAAAGGCAGAUGAUAAAUACGAUCUUCUUAAAGAAGAAGCUAACACUGUUCCUCUGACUAGCAGCAUAGGCAGCACAAUGAGAAAUGGGCAAAACUCUUCAACUUCUGCUUCAACCAAAUAUGAUGUCUUCAAACAGCUUUCUCUGGAGGGCUCUGGAAUAGGUGUUGAGGAGUUGAAAGAUAGUACCCCUCCGGGGAAAAGUGAUGACGAUUUUGCUGACUUCCAUUCAAACAAAUUUUCAUCUCUCUGUGGUAAUUCAGACAAAUCUCUGGUGGAAAAAGUGGUAGCUUUCAGGCAUGCCAAAGAAGACUCUGCUUCAGUGAAGUCUUUGGACCUGCCUUCCAUUGGUGGUAGCAGUGUUGGCAAGGAGGACUCUGAAGAUGCACUCUCUGUUCAGUUUGACAUGAAACUGGCUGAUGUAGGAGGAGAUCUUAAGCAUGUCAUGUCUGAUAGCUCUUUGGAUUUGCCCACAGUUAGUGGCCAGCAUCCGCCUGCAGCAGAUAUUGAUGACUUAAAGUAUGCAACUUUGGGCACUUAUGGUAGCAAUUCUGCAGUGAGUGCCCUUGCAAGCUGUGACUGGUCGGACAGGGAUGAUGCUUCUCCGGGCAGAAUGCUCUCUCCAUUUGUCCUCUCAGCAGGAAGUGGUUCCUCUUCAGCUACUUCAGUUCUUCAGAAGAAAGAGACUUCAUUUGGCAGUUCGGAAAACAUUACCAUGACAACAGUUUCCAAAGUGACGACCUUUCCAAGUGAUGAUACUCUUCCAGAGGCUACAUUUUCAGCUUUUGAAAAUUUUAAAAAUGGUAUUUUCCAGUCCAUAGAUCAAAGAGACAUUGAGAGUGGGGAUUUCAUAAAAACACAGGACUUACCUGCAAGUGAACAGAACCAAGAAACCAUGUAUUCAGUGUCAGUCGCCAGUGGCAUGUCUCAGGAAACUCCAAAAGAAUGCCCUGAUGACUUUGGAGAGUUUCAAAGUGAAAAACCCAAAAUCAGUAAAUUUGAUUUUCUAGUGGCUAAUACACAAAGCAAGAUGAAAUCGAGCGAAGAAAUGAUCAAAAAUGAACUGGCUACUUUUGACCUCUCUGUUCAAGGGUCUCACAAGAGAAGCUUGAGCCUUGGUGAUAAAGAAAUAAGCCGUUCCUCUCCAUCUCCGGCUCUGGAGCAACCUUUCAGAGAUCGUUCCAACACUCUAAGUGAAAAGCCUGCCCUGCCUGUUAUCCGGGAUAAAUACAAGGAUCUAACUGGGGAGGUGGAAGAGAAUGAAAGAUAUGCUUAUGAAUGGCAGAGGUGUUUGGGAAGUGCUUUACAUAUCAUUAAGAAGGCAAAUGACACUCUAAAUGGAAUCAGUAGUUCAUCUGUUUGCACAGAAGUAAUUCAGUCAGCACAGGGCAUGGAGUAUUUAUUAGGUGUUGUUGAGGUAUACAGGGUAACCAAACGUGUGGAGCUAGGUAUCAAGGCUACCGCAGUGUGCAGCGAAAAUCUCCAGCAGCUGCUGAAGGACAUUGAUAAGACGUGGAACAACCUGAUAGGGUUCAUGUCACUUGCCACAGUCACGCCAGAUGAAAACUCCUUGGAUUUCUCCUCCUGUAUGCUGCGUCCUGGGAUUAAAAAUGCUCAGGAACUUGCCUGUGGGGUAUGCCUACUGAAUGUGGAUUCAAGGAGCCGAAAUGAAGAGAAACCUGCAGAAGAGCAUCCUAAAAAAGCAUUCAAUUCUGAGACAGACAGUUUCAAACUGGCAUAUGGAGGACAUCAGUAUCAUGCAAGCUGUGCCAACUUCUGGAUCAACUGUGUAGAGCCCAAACCUCCGGGACUCAUCCUGCCAGAUCUGCUCUAAGGCCUUCCACCAGGCAUCAGCUUUUUCCUGCCAGACCCCAGGUAUUGAGGGGACCAAUAAAUGAGUAAUUCCUUCAGGAGUCUACAUGAGGAACUUCCCAAGAGGCACAAAAGGAUGGAAAGUCCAAGCCAAUACUGGUAACCUCUGACUGUUGAUCCCACUUAGGAUCUGAGAUGAAGUAAUUAACACUCAGAGUCACCCCAUGAUGCAGAGCUACUGUAAGAGAGAUUAUUACCCUUCUGUAUCAGUCUCAUCUUAGCCCUGCCCAGUCUGUAUUGGACACCACAGGUUUGUAAAUCUCUCGUUCUCCUAUGUGUUUUAAUAUACAGAUGAUUAUUUUUCUCUAAGGAAGCAUUUGCUGCUACAAUUUCAAAACUGUGAAUAACUGACAGAAGAAAUACCAUUAUAGGACUAGAAAUUAUGAAGAUACUAUGUCUGCUUAGAUAUGGAAAUGAUCUUUGUCCUGUGGGAUAAAAAUGCAUUUGUUUACUUAUUGUUUAAAUAAAGAACUUAAAAAUGUUUGGGCUGAUGGUUAGACUUGUAGAUAGUGUUUGUGGGUGUUGUGAGUCCCAGUAAGUUUUACAGUAUCCCAUUGUUUUAAAAUCUCUCCUCUUCCCUAGUUUCUAGAGCUGAAUCUGCUAAAGAGAACCAUUAUCUCAAAAAAUGUCCAGGGGUAUUUUCAUAGGGAAGGAUGUUAACAGUAGCAUGAAUACCCCAAAUCUUGUACAUCAGUUUGUAAAUCCUUUCCUUAAUGAUGUCCCUGUUCUGAAUCCAACCCCUGUACCAGGCCCAGGACCGUGAUACUUUGCUGAGAAAAUUUGUAUUAGAAGGACUGUUUAUACAGCUGCAUGGUGUUUAUUUGCAAUGAGUGGCCCUUCCUGAAGAUGGCUAUAUGAGGAUCAAUACUCCUUGACUUUACAGUACAUAGUUGUAGAUAUAUCUUUCUUAACGCUGUUGAAGAACAGCAUUUGUGGCAAAAGUUACUGACUUCUAAGCUGUGGAAAUUCAGACGAAUUAAAAUCUAGAAGGACAAGGUUCGUGUGCUGUGUGAAUUUUCUUUGCCUUGUAAACUGAGACAGUUGUAACUGAAAGGAGUGUGUAGGAAAAUAAAGACUGCUGAAGAAACAUCAAUCCAAUGGAAAAUAUACCAAUACUGGAACAGUUUCUCUGAUCUACAGAUUUUUAUUAAAAAGUUUAUUUUAAAUCAAACCGAAGUACCAUAUAUUUCUCAUUAUCUCACUGCCCCAUACUUAACUUGGAUUUCCAAGAGUGCAUAGCAUUGCCUGUAAUUGUUUAUAUAAUUAUUUUCCCCUUCCCCAUGACAAACCAUAAGGGAAAUUCUAUUUUACUUUACACGUGUA